This is a messenger RNA of Knipowitschia caucasica, 843 nucleotides long. The record is from the annotation of a GenBank genome assembly. NCBI's taxonomy places the organism in Eukaryota, Metazoa, Chordata, Actinopteri, Gobiiformes, Gobiidae.
AUGGCUCUAGAAGUGGCUCCAGCACCUACGCUUGCUGUCUCCACAGAGGAGGCCAGGGAACUGAGUGGGUUGGGAGGCUCUCAGCAUGGGACCAGAGAGAGUGCCCACCGCAGGAACCGGCCUGGUGACCAGAGUCUGACCAUGUCUGCAUCAGGAGGUGCAGUGGAGGGACACACUGCGGUCCCCUACCGGGCUGGUUUCUACGGUGACCUGAGAAAGGCCAUAACAAGGACCAAUAAUGGACUCCCCGCAUCAGCCUUUUCCAGUGAGGAUGAGGAUAUCAUCACGAGUGGCCUGGCUCCGAGUGACCUGAAGGCAUCGACCCCCAAGUGCCAAAACAGAGGAGUUUGGGCUGAUCUGGAAGCAACAUCAGCCGCAGUCAUGAACGUGGGCACCGCACACAGCGAGGUGAACCCCAACACCCGGGUCAUGAACAGCCGGGGCAUCUGGCUCUCUUACAUCCUGGGCAUCGGCCUCCUGCAUGUGAUUCUGCUCAGCAUUCCCUUCGCCUCGGUCCCUGUUGUCUGGACACUUACAAACCUCAUUCACAAUCUGUGUAUGUACCUCCUGCUCCACACAGUCAAAGGGACUCCAUUUGAGACCCCAGACCAGGGCAAGGCCAGACUCCUCACACACUGGGAGCAGAUGGACUAUGGUGUGCAGUUCACGGCUUCAAGAAAGUUCCUCACGAUCACACCUAUCGUUUUAUAUAUCCUCACCAGCUUCUACACCAAAUAUGACCAGGCUCAUUUUGUGGUCAACACGGUGUCCUUGCUCACUGUUCUCAUCCCCAAAUUGCCUCAGCUGCACGGAGUGAGGAUCUUUGGAAUCAACAAGUACUGA